Stegodyphus dumicola is the source of this 1419-nucleotide messenger RNA. RefSeq names its product Lipoyltransferase 1 (gene Lipt1). Gene Ontology annotation, molecular function: lipoyltransferase activity. Gene Ontology annotation, cellular component: cytoplasm; mitochondrion. Lineage: Eukaryota; Metazoa; Arthropoda; Arachnida; Araneae; Eresidae. Gene Ontology annotation, biological process: protein lipoylation. The record is from RefSeq and is a predicted model, not a curated record.
UGCUUCUAAAUUUUGUAAAUAUUUCCAAUUAAAGUGUUUUUAAUAUUAAAUCCAUAGUUAUCUUAGAGUCCUUUAACACCCUCAUUUUACAUACCUUGAUUUUUUUUCGCACUUCUGGCAUAAAGACUUAAUGAAUGCAGAACAAGACGUCUGUUUAUUAUUAUGUUUACCAGAUGUUUACCAGUUCGUAAUGUUUUUCACAUUAGGAGUUUUUAUCCGACUAAUGUAUAUUUUACUUCCACAACGACAGGCGAAUCUUCUGCAGCUACUGGAAAGUUUAAUUUGCUAAAUAUUUCCCAUAAUUCUGUUAUUAUUUCUCAGUCUCGAGAUAUAUAUGAUAAUUUAGCUUUAGAAGAUUGGUUGUACAAAAAUCAAGAUUUUACCUCUAAAGAUAUGUUUAUUCUUCUCUUAUGGUACAAUUCACCUUCUGUUGUUAUUGGAAGACACCAAAAUCCAUGGGUUGAAUGUUCGGUAGAUUAUUGUAACACAUUUGGGAUUAAAAUAGCUAGAAGACACAGUGGCGGAGGAACUGUUUAUCAUGAUUAUGGGAAUGUAAACUGUUCUUUUUUAACGCCCAGAAAGAAGUAUGAUCGAAGAAAUAAUUUGCAAAUCAUAUGUGAUUCUAUAUUUAAAAAAUGGUCAAUAAGUUUAAUUAUAUCUGAUAGGCAUGAUAUUUUGUACAAUAAUAAAUAUAAAAUCUCUGGUACUGCUUCUAAGUUAGGCAGAACCAAUGCUUACCAUCACUGUACUCUCCUUGUUGAUGUUGAUGAAGAGAAACUUCAACAGGCUUUACACAGAGAUUUGGAUUGCAUUGAAAGCAAAGCAACAUCAAGCGUUCGUGCUAAAGUAAAAAAUCUGAAAUCUGUAUGUUCAGCUUUAAAUGUGGAUAACUUAAUGUAUGCAGUUGCAGACGAGUAUAAACAAUACUAUAAAGUACAAAAUGAAAAUGUCUUUCAUGUUAUCCCAAACGAAGAUACAUGUUCUGGAAUAACUUUGAUUAAAAAGGAUCUUAUGAGCUGGGAGUGGUGUUUUGGCCAUACGCCUCGUUUUACUGUCACUAAAACAUUUCCUAUGUGUCUUCCAUCUCCUCAAUAUGGCAAAGAAAAAUUGCCAUCUCAGAUAACAGUUAAAUUCAUCAUUUUUAAAGGUUCUAUUGAAAAUAUUUCUUUAGAGCCUCAAAUAUUAGAAGAGCAAGAUUUUAAUUUUUUACAGAAAUGUAUUAUUGGUUCUUCCUUUUACUCCAGCAGUCAAAGAAUCAAUCAAAACUUGGGUUAAUUAUUCUACCAAAGAAGUGCAAAGUAAAUUUAUCAGGAAUUGUCUAUUAGAAUUAGUAUCCAUUGCCUACAGAUGACGUAUAGUUAAUCAUAGAAUAAUUUUGAAUGAGUAAUAUUUAAGAAAAUUAAAUGUUUCAAUAAACUC